Nakaseomyces glabratus is the source of this 546-nucleotide messenger RNA. It is a transcript of the gene ATG12, whose product is annotated as Atg12p. The record is from RefSeq and is a predicted model, not a curated record. NCBI's taxonomy places the organism in Eukaryota, Fungi, Ascomycota, Saccharomycetes, Saccharomycetales, Saccharomycetaceae. Gene Ontology annotation, cellular component: Atg12-Atg5-Atg16 complex; phagophore assembly site membrane; cytoplasm. Gene Ontology annotation, biological process: autophagy of mitochondrion; C-terminal protein lipidation; nucleophagy.
AUGAGUAGGCUACUAGAAAGUGAACAAGAAAGUGAGAGCGGGAGUGAGAAUCUGGUAUCAUCAGGAUCAAUUGCUCUUUCAAAGCAUGAGGAGCAGAAGCGAGAGUUGGGUGUUGAAAAUAGACUAGAACAAUAUAGCAGACGAUUAUCACAAUUGGCAUUGGUUGACACGAAUGAGAGCAGUGAUAGCAGUGAGAAAGAAGAAGUAUUCGUUCAAGGUAGCCUUCGAUCACAACAAAGUCUCAAAGCAUCAAUUCAGUCAAGUAGUCAUGGACACACUGGGGCCCCACAAAAGGUUAUGAUAAAAUUUCAGUCAAUUGGCUCUAUAACCAGUAUUACACCCUCAGUAUGUCAAAUUUCAACAAAUAAACCUUUUUCUGUUAUCAUAUCCUUUUUACAAAGAAAGCUGAAAAUGGAGAAUAUUCAUUGCUACAUAAAUAACUCAUUUGCACCAGUACCAAGUCAAAAUGUGGGUGAUCUUUGGAACCAAUUCAAGGUAAACGAUGAGCUUAUUGUUAGCUACUGUGGAUCGGUAGCGUUUGGUUAG